Messenger RNA from Uranotaenia lowii, 3659 nucleotides. RefSeq names its product transcriptional activator protein Pur-beta (gene Pur-alpha). Gene Ontology annotation, biological process: regulation of transcription by RNA polymerase II. The record is from RefSeq and is a predicted model, not a curated record. Bases 1908 to 2732 code for a protein of 274 amino acids. Gene Ontology annotation, molecular function: purine-rich negative regulatory element binding; DNA-binding transcription factor activity, RNA polymerase II-specific; RNA polymerase II transcription regulatory region sequence-specific DNA binding. NCBI's taxonomy places the organism in Eukaryota, Metazoa, Arthropoda, Insecta, Diptera, Culicidae. The transcript has 4 exons. Gene Ontology annotation, cellular component: nucleus.
GGGUUUGUGGGUACAUUUAGCGAUGAUGUUUUGGAGCAGGUGCCGGGUGCCGGGGGUCGUUGGCGUGUGUUGUGGACAUUUUCGAGUGAGGUCUCACGUCUUCUUCAGAGCAAAGCGCAGAGAGUGAGUGCGCUUACGAUUGUAUGUGAAACGUUCCAACAAAGACGGAGACUCGGUGCCUUCGGGGGCAUCUCUGGACUGUGCAAUAGAGACCUGCUGUGGAGGAUUGAAGGUUUGCAUUUUGUGCACGGAUUGUGUUCCGGAUCGUAGAGCAGAGUGACCGCUGGAGCUGAACUGCACCAGUAAAGGCCAUCGCCAGGACACGGCAGAGUUGAAGCAGACUGCGCUGGAAUUCGAGACUUCUGCAUUUGUCUCAUCAGAGUGUGGCAGCAGUGUCAGUCUUUCUUCUCGAAGGUGAAAAACUUACAUGGAACAUCCGAAAGACGACGAAUCGAUCCGGACUUGCAGAGCAAUUGGAAGCCCCAUUCUAAGGCUGCUUGAGGAAGUGAUUGGCCGAAAUUGAAUGACCUAGCAGUCUUCUGAAGGAAGUUUUGUAUGUUGCGGAGAUUGAUGUUUUCAACGCCGAAACGCUCUGGCAAAAGGAAGUAUCGUGAAGCACACGGAUACAGCAGCUAUUGACGAAGACGGAGGAGCGCGGCUAUGAAGAAGUGCUACCACGAAUGACCAUAGCGAAGGGAAAUGCGUGAUAAAGCAUAGGUACAAGCAGCAGCAGUAGAAGAAGCAGGUCAGGAAGAGGAAGCAGCGUGUGUGAAGUGAAACGUGAGAAAGAUAGAGACGAAGCAAAGCAGGUGUAGUAGAGGAGAACUCGAGCAGCAGAGCUAUCGAUUUUCCUCGGUGAUCCAGUGUCUCGGGAAAGUCUCGGACACACCAGCAAGCAAGCAAGCAAGCAGAGCAAACCAGAGCGCGCCAGCAGCCAGCCAACAGGAAUCGGCAGAACAGCUGAGUGAGACGCGAAAGGUCUGGCUGUGUGUGCGCUGUAAAAAGUGUUUUCGAUCGCCUUGUUGUAUGCUUCUUUUCAUCGAGGGUGGUGGUUAUUGUUGGGUCAGGUUAGAAUGCGGCGGCCCCACCAAGUGGUGUGAAACCCUGUAUUACAUAUGUAACAUGAAGUGUGAACACUAUCUCUGAUUGAUAGCAAACGCAAUCGCCCAAAAAGUUAGUGUGAGGGAAGGAAAAAAAGGAACAAAGGAUUACCAUUCGCCAUCCUACCCGUACCUGGGUUGGCCUCGGUUCUUUUCGUUGGCGCGAGUGAGGGUAGUGUUAUGGUGGUGGCGGAUGUGAAACGCGUUGGGGCCAGCAACUUCUAGUACAAAAUACACACGGGAACGGAGUGGUGGAUUGUGGACUAAACAACAACAACAGCAGCAGUCAAUUCACGCACUCACGCACGCGAGUGAAGAAACAUCUGUUCGAAUAAUUUGCGGAGCGUGGCGGUGGGUUUCGUUUCGUGGUCGUUGAGAAGUCUGGUGAGUGCCGAAUAGCAGCAGUGAGAUUUUGUGAGCUGAGCACUGCCAAAAUAUCGAGCACAUUGGAUUACCAACAUACUUGUACACAAAAACGAAGAAACCUAAGCACGAGAGUUACGAGAGCGAGAGCUACUUCCUCUGUAUACAUCAGGUUAACGACAGCGUUGCCAGAUCGACUUGUUGACUGCCGGCUCUACUGUUGAACGCCUUUAAGGAGCAUAGUUUCAGAUACAGUUUCCGUACAUCGACUACGUCGUCGGAGGGACCCCAACGAAAAAACGCCGGAAGUGCGUGCUGGACGAGUAGCACCCAUUUCCCUCUGUAAAUCCGCCUGGACAUUUUUUUCCUUUGGGACCCGGUUACAAAGCGGCUUAGAAAAUAAAUUUUAAUCUGACUCUCGGUUGGUUCGGUGGUGCUUCUGAAAUGUCCGACACCGGUAGUGGACACGAAGGAGCCCAGAAGGACUACUCACAGAAGAUGGACGGUGGCGGUGGCGGGGACUUUGACUCCGGUCAGCAGUCCCAGCAAACCGAACAGGAACUGGCCACCAAGAUGCUGCAGAUCCAGUCCAAACGUUUCUACCUGGACGUGAAGCAAAAUCGGCGGGGUCGGUUCAUCAAGGUGGCAGAAAUCGGCGCCGAUGGCCGGCGCAGUCAGAUCUUUCUGGCCUUAUCGACGGCAGCCGAAUUUCGGGACCACCUGUCGACUUUCAGCGAUUAUUACGCUUCGUUGGGACCACCGAAUCCAGACAACGUACCCGAAGAUGGGAAGCUAAAGUCGGAGAUGAUGAUCAAGGACAAUCGGCGAUAUUACCUUGAUCUGAAAGAGAACGUCCGAGGCCGGUUUCUGCGAGUAUCACAAACGAUCACGCGGGGUGGGCCACGUUCCCAAAUAGCGAUUCCGGCCCAGGGGAUGAUCGAAUUCCGUGACGCCUUGACCGAUCUGCUCGAGGAGUUCGGCACUAAUGACGGUGGCUUCAAGGGAGAACUGCCGGAGGGAAGGCACAUGCGUGUAGACAACAAAAAUUUCUACUUCGACAUCGGCCAGAACAGUCGGGGCAUCUACAUGCGGGUGUCGGAAGUGAAAAGUAACUUCCGGACUGCGAUUACGGUGCCGGAGAAAUGCUGGUCCCGAUUCCGGGACAUCCUGGGCGACUACUGCGACAAGAUGAAGAAAUCGUCCGAUUCAACCUCUCUGUCGAUCACUGCCGAUAACCCAUUGCAGAAGCAAACAUCAAAUAAUAUGUAAAUUAGUGUGUGACAAAAGAAAGAAAAGGAAACACAACCGUGCGAGAGAGACAGCUUCAUACGGUGUAUUUCCCCCUUCCCUCCUUUCCUGAGAAGAAGAACAACUCUUUGUGGCUUAAGUUCCCGCAGACUUUUUGUUGAUUGUAUUGACUACUGAAACAAUAUUCAUAUUUGAUUUUCAACUUGUUUUUCUCUUCUCGAUUUUUUCGAGUAGUUUUUUUUUUUUGGUUAUUUCUGUUCUAUUCUUGUUAACAUCUGAAAACAAAAUAUACUAAAUUAUAAAAAAAGAAGAAAUGAAGAGUAUAAAAUAUAUUAUACAUAUAGUUAUAAAUGAAACAGAGAGAAGAUCAGAUCUAAUCUGAAUAUAAAAUGCAGUUAUAAGAUUUAAAUAAAGGCAAAAAAAUUUAACAAAUUUAACUUAUUACUGAACACAAAGCAGAAGGUCAAAAAAUAACGGAAACAGAACGGCAAAGACACACACAAACUACAAACACACAAACACAAAUACAAGAGAAUCACAAUUGCAAUUAACUGUAGCUAAUAGGGAGUAAUUGAACACGAGAAAAAAUAAAAAGUAAUAGUAAAACAAAAGCCGCGAAGCUAGCCUGUGUGUAGUCCCACGUUCAACUUUCGGUGCGCGAACUGUUCCGCAUUUGCGUUUCCGGCUUUGGUUAAGAAAGGUCUAGAAAUCGUUUUAGAACACUCAAAGUUAGACCAUCGUUGUUACGCGUAUCAGUUUUAAACAGACAAUAUUUAGUGAGUGCUAUCAACAGACAAUAUUUUAGAGAGCACUGUUUGUAUCCACAACUCGAUCUUUAACUGACAGAAAGAUGACGACUGGGGAUGGAUUCAGUCGGCUUUUAACGAACACGAUUAUUAUUGUUUUUAGCAAACUAUGGACUUUAACAAAAAAAAAAAAAAAAGAAAA